AUAAUGCGUGAACUCAGAAUAUGCGCUAACCUCAAGCAUCCAAAUAUUCUAUCCGUUUAUGGUUAUACGUAUGGGUUUGGCCCAUUUAUAGCGAUAGUCAGUCCUUGGGCGGAGAAUGAUAACCUAUCGGACUAUUUGGAGCUCGAGGGCGCGGCUCUUACUCUCGUCAGAAGAUUCCAGAUCGUAAUGAUAUUGUUCCCAGUUCAUGCAAACAGUGUCGUUCAUGGUGACUUUACUGGGCCCAACGUGCUGAUUCAUGGUGAUGGCACUGCGUGUGUCGCUGACUUUGGUCUUUCCUUGAUGUAUUCCGAAGUUAUAAGCGCCUCUCAGGCUUGUUGGACGUCCACGCUGAAAGGAAACAUGCGAUGGAUGGCUCCUGAGCUGCUCAUUGAACGAGAGGAUGGAUCUCAAGUCCGGCCGAGUGAGCAGAGCGACAUGUAUUCAUUUGGCGGCAUCAUGCUGCAGGUCCUCACCAACAAAGCACCCUACUAUCACCUCACAAAUGAUGCUACCAUCAUUCUCUGCAUAGCCAAGUCGCAAAGACCUUCCCGAUCUCGUUAUCCUAAGCUCCGCGAACGAUACUGGCAGUUUAUUGAGGAAUGCUGGUCUACCAAUCCUCGGGACCGCCCAUCG
This is a messenger RNA of Suillus fuscotomentosus, 633 nucleotides long. RefSeq names its product kinase-like domain-containing protein. Lineage: Eukaryota; Fungi; Basidiomycota; Agaricomycetes; Boletales; Suillaceae. The annotation marks the transcript as partial. The record is from RefSeq and is a predicted model, not a curated record. Gene Ontology annotation, molecular function: ATP binding; protein kinase activity. Gene Ontology annotation, biological process: signal transduction; protein phosphorylation. The transcript has 4 exons. Gene Ontology annotation, cellular component: cytoplasm.